Serinus canaria (Common canary) is the source of this 1928-nucleotide messenger RNA. RefSeq names its product M-phase specific PLK1 interacting protein (gene MPLKIP). Bases 89 to 646 code for a protein of 185 amino acids. Gene Ontology annotation, cellular component: nucleus; midbody; centrosome. Lineage: Eukaryota; Metazoa; Chordata; Aves; Passeriformes; Fringillidae. The record is from RefSeq and is a predicted model, not a curated record. The transcript is spliced from 2 exons.
GGCGGGGGAAGAGAAAAGAGCGGACGCGGCGCCGCCGCCAUUGCACAGGUUCCGCUCCCGCCGCCGCCAUUCCCGGCCCGUCCCGGCCAUGUACCGGCCGGGAUUCCGCGCACCGACACCUCCCUACGCGGGCGGCGGCUUCCGGAGCCCUCCCUCCAGCGGAGGACCCUUGCCGCCCUCUCCGCGGGGCUACGGGAGCCCCCACCACACGCCGCCCUACGGCCACCGGCCCGGGCCGUACGGCAGCGGCCUCUCGCCCCGAGGCCCCGGGUUCCACGGGCGCUUCGGGAGCCCCUCGCCGGGGGCGCAGACCCCGCGCAGGCCACAGAGCGUCAGUCCCCGAUACUCGGCUCCGUACGGCGGCGCGUCCCCGGCCGGAGCGCCUCUGCACCCGCCGCCGCAGCACAAGCGCUCGCCCGGCGGCUUCCAGAGGCACUUCCAGGGAUCACCCAGGACAUCUACUCCAUUUGGUACAGCGCAUGGCAGAGAGAAAAGAGUGUCUAAUGAUGUGGAAAACUAUUACAGACCUUCAAUGCUUGAGGACCCAUGGGCUGGCCUAGAGCCAGUGUCUGUUACAGACAUAAACCAGCAAUACAGCAGUGAGCAAACAACAUGUACUGGUAAAAAAGGGAGGUAUUUCAGCUAACACUUUUAAAGGCCAAAUAAUUCCACCUUGUCAGGAAAACUUUGGGACAGAAUCUUUACACUUACACAAGAUGAACAAUAAUCAAGACCUUAGAUAAUACUUUUAUUUCGCCACAUGUCCACCCUUUUAUCCUACCUUUUUUAAGUGCAUUGGAUAUUUUUAUGUAUGGGAAGCAAAAGGAGUGGUAGGAAAACUUAUAUUUCUGGCUAUGUGGAAGUGCCUACCAGCUCUGAAGAACAAAGUGUUCUUUAAUCACCAGCGACUGAUUUGUGACUGUUAAAAGUUUCCAUAUACUUACCUCUCUCAUGCCAGGUUGCUAGCCUUCUAUUGUAAAGUCUUUUAGGAAGUGGUAUUUUUUAUGUUUCAGCAUUUUUAGAUUGAAAUAACUUGGAAAUAAAAUAAAGUUUUGUAAAUCCUUGUUUUGUAAUGUAUAAAGAAUAUUUUAGGAGCUUUGUUAAGCUGAACACAUUAACCCGGUAAUUCACAACACUGAAAUUAGGUGACUUCUGUAAGUGUGCUUGUAUGCUGUGGUUAACAUCUGGUUUUGUGCAUAAUAAUUUUUGUUAAUUGCAGUGUAAUGUGAAGUUGAAACAUGACUUCCAGCCAUCUCAGGAAACAAAUGUAUUGGUUUUGGAAAGUUUAAUUUGUUGAACAAACUUGAGUCACAAACCUGAUUCUGGAAUUAUUUGCUUUUGUGUUUAAAAAUAUCUAUAUAUUUGGAUCAAUUUUAGAAAUUUCUGGAUUAUAGUAACAAGCCUGUUCAUUGUCAAUUUAAGUCUAAAGAACGCAUAAAACAUCAAACUUAAGUAAAUGCAAAUGUUCUUUCUGCAUCCACCUGCUAGAAUAGUACAGAAUGAGUGACAGUUUUUGUUACACAGUUGACAUUAGUACAUGCAUAGCAUCUUUUUUUAAUGCAUUUUAUAUUUUUCAAUUAUUUUUUAUAUUUUAUUUUUACUUAGAGCAGGCAUCAUUGCCAGGAGAGUUGUUUUGUGUGUGUAUAUACUGUAUGUGUAUACUGAGGAGGAAAGGAAUGCUUUAGGUUUUUUUAGAACUAGUCUUUACAUGGAAGAUCCAUCUUUAAAUCCAGGAGUGAAUAUCAUAAUCUAGAAUAAAAAAGACAUAGUUCCAGCUACAGGCAUGUUCUUAACUUGCCAUGUUAAGCCUACAGUAGUUAGAUAAAUUUGUUGUUGAACGUACCAUUUGUUUGUUGAUCCUGGCUUUUAAACCAAGGUAGAAUGUAAAAACUUUGUUAAAUAAAACCAUUAGUUUAGUUUUCAAAAUA